UUGUCAAGAUUCAUGGAUUUUUCAGUCGGUGUAAUAUAAAUGAAAAAUCCAUUAGCAUUACAUUCAUAUCCAUUAUCAACGGCUUAUUUUUAUUAUUUAUAUAUUUAUGAUUAUUAUUUGUAGGUUAUGUUUUGUUCGUUUCGGCUAGGCUAGGUUAGAUCGGAAAGGAGGGAACUGAUUUUGGUCAUAUUUUGGUUUGUUCACUUAUUUAAAAAAAACGAACUUGGGCAGAACUCUACUGAAAGUGAAUUAACCAAAGUGACCAAGUGUGUAAAACAAAUACAGCUAAUAAUACCAAACUUUUAAAAUUGUAAUGUAAUAUCUAACCUUAGUUUUUUUAUUUAUAAAAAAAUGAGUGAGGUGAACAUAAAAAAUAUCAGGAAUUAUUUAAAGACUAAUAUUUUAAAUAAUAACACAUUUAUUGGCCGUGAAGAUGAGAGGAAAGAAAUAUUUGAUUUAAUACAGAAAACUGUUCAACAUGGUGAAUCAAAUUCGGCCUUAGUAGUAGGACCUAGAGGAUCUGGAAAGACUGCUCUGAUAGAAGAUGUAUUGACAGAGUUGCAGAAAAGUCAAACUUUUAAUAAUGAUGCUAUACUUGUGAAAUUACAUGGUUUAAUUCACACCGACGAUUCUCUAGCUUUAAGAAGUAUUACCUCUCAAAUGAAAUUAGACAAUGCUGUAGAUGGAAAAGUAUUUGGAAGUUUUGCAGAAAAUCUAGCUUAUUUAUUAGCAUGUCUACGGGCAGGUGAAAAACAUACAUCGAAAUGUGUAAUUUUUAUAUUGGAAGAAUUUGAUCUCUUCUGUGCUCAUCACAACCAAACACUGUUGUAUAAUUUGUUUGACAUUUCACAAUCAGCACAGACUCCUAUAUGUGUACUAGGUAUUACAUGUCGUCUUGAUGUUAUUGAAUUGUUAGAGAAACGAGUGAAGUCUAGGUUUUCACACAGGCAAUAUUUUUUGUAUCCCUGCAAAGAAGACUGUGACUAUAUUUCUCGUUUAGAGCAUACCUUGACAAAAAUUGAAUAUUAUUUAAGUCUCCCAGAAGACAUGAAAUUUAAGAUUAAUAGCACUUUAAAGAAACAGUGGAAUAAAACUUUAAAAGGACUUUUAGCAGAUAAAAAAUUUAGAGCUGUAAUUCAGAGACUGGUAGAUAUAGACUUAAAUGAACGAACACUGAAGAAUAUAUUGGUCAAAAUUGUUUGUCAGUUGAAGGACACUACUUUGUCCCUGGAUGUUUUUCAAGAACAAAUAAACGUAAUGGAGAGAGAUGAUAUGUUACAAAUUUUACUAGAUUUAAAUGUGCUAGAACUUUGUCUUAUAAUAUCUAUGAAACAUCACGUUGAGAUAUAUGAUAAUCAACCAAUGAAUUUCGAAAUGGUUUUCUCGAGGUACCUUAAAUUUGUCAAUGCAAAUUCAAAUAUUCAAAGUGUACAAAGGCCUGUUAUUAUGAAAGCUUUUGAACAUAUUCAGAAUUUGGAGAUAAUAUCUAUGAUCAGUGGAGCAGGAUCUAGAAAUCAAAAAGAAUACCAAUUCUUCAAGUUGUUGGUGACUUCUAAACAAAUAAGUGAUGCAUUAAAAAAAUAUGUUGGUUUACCUACUGAGGUGGUGCAAUGGGCCAACAGUUCUUUGGUUUAAAUACAAUGUGUUAUAGUAUUAUAAUAAAUUAUUUUUUUUAAUUUUA
Anoplophora glabripennis (Asian longhorned beetle) is the source of this 1681-nucleotide messenger RNA. RefSeq names its product origin recognition complex subunit 4 (gene Orc4). Gene Ontology annotation, cellular component: nuclear origin of replication recognition complex; nucleus. Gene Ontology annotation, biological process: DNA replication; DNA replication initiation. The transcript is spliced from 5 exons. The record is from RefSeq and is a predicted model, not a curated record. Bases 352 to 1635 code for a protein of 427 amino acids. Gene Ontology annotation, molecular function: DNA replication origin binding. NCBI's taxonomy places the organism in Eukaryota, Metazoa, Arthropoda, Insecta, Coleoptera, Cerambycidae.